This is a messenger RNA of Globicephala melas (long-finned pilot whale), 3287 nucleotides long. RefSeq names its product LUC7 like 2, pre-mRNA splicing factor (gene LUC7L2). Gene Ontology annotation, biological process: mRNA splice site recognition. Lineage: Eukaryota; Metazoa; Chordata; Mammalia; Artiodactyla; Delphinidae. The record is from RefSeq and is a predicted model, not a curated record. Gene Ontology annotation, cellular component: U1 snRNP; U2-type prespliceosome. Gene Ontology annotation, molecular function: mRNA binding.
CUUUUCAGAUGUGUUAAUGAAUGUGGAACAAAAGCAGUUGUGUUUAAAAGGAAAAAAGGACCAUCAAAAUAACCUUUAUUAUAGUAGCAGGCGUGAACACUAAAUUAAUUAUUCCAAAUUGUGGUGUCAAAAAUAACCUACUUUAACUAGAGACUAGCCUCUAGAAAACCUAUUGUUGAACUGCUCUGAAGCUAUCAUUUUAGCUAUAAAUUACUAUUCUUAAAAUUUUAUAAACCUGGUUGUAAAUGAAUAUGUUCUUUAAGUCUUUUUAACCAAAUUAAAACAAUUUGAACAAAAUCUUACCCCGCCUAAAAAUGAUAGUAUUUAGUUGACUUUGAGUUAAGCUCUUCAAAAUAAGACCAUGUGAAAGGGGUAAAGUUUUAACCUUUUUUGUUAUUCACAUGUGAAAAACAAAUUAAUUUAGAUAAUUGAAUCACUUCCUAGAUGAAAGUUUUUAGUUCAGUGGUGUUUAAAGUCUAUUUUGGUACCAACAGUUCUCGCUUCAGUAAUUCACCAGUAGGUUUUCAUUCAUCAAUGACGAUAUCAGUUUAGGGCUAAAAAUAAAACACGUUCAUUUCCUAGGGCUUAUCAUUUUACUUAGAGGAAAUGUCCUUAAGAGUCCCCCUACCCCCCAAAGAGAUUCUAAGCAAAAAAAAUGUAACUAACAUCUAUAUUUUGUUAAUAUAGUUACCUUUCUUUUUCUUAGAUUCUUUAAAGUUUUGAGUAGAUAGGCAUAUUUGAUUAGGUUGGGUGCUUCUGUUGCUUAGGAGGUGUAUUAUGUUAAAUGAAGACAGAAUGAAUUUAAAUGUACCCGGUUUGGCCAUAUAUAGCACAGACUACAUAAAACUUGGAGGUGUGGGACCUUUGGAGGCAUUAAAGUUAACAUUUCAUUUAGGCAGUAUGCCUUUGUUUGACUGGUGUGUAAGUCCUUCUUCCAGGUUUGUACGCUCUUAAACACGUUAUUCUACCCUCUCUAACUCCUCCCAGCAGCAAAAGGGAGACACUUCAGCUGGAACAAAAUAGUGGAAGAAAUGGCGUCUGGGGUUCAGUGGGGAUUCGCAGUGUGAGAUACUACUCGUCAACGAAUCAAAUUCAGUGAUGACAGAGUAUGCAAGAGUCACCUUCUGAAUUGUUGCCCCCAUGAUGUCCUGUCUGGAACUAGAAUGGAUCUUGGAGAAUGUCUGAAAGUCCAUGACCUGGCUUUAAGAGCAGAUUAUGAAAUUGCAUCCAAAGAACAAGAUUUUUUCUUUGAACUCGAUGCUAUGGAUCAUCUGCAGUCAUUCAUUGCAGACUGUGAUCGAAGAACAGAAGUGGCUAAGAAACGAUUAGCAGAAACUCAGGAAGAGAUCAGUGCUGAAGUUGCAGCAAAGGCAGAACGUGUUCAUGAGUUAAAUGAAGAAAUCGGUAAAUUGUUGGCUAAGGUGGAACAGCUAGGAGCUGAAGGGAAUGUGGAGGAAUCCCAGAAAGUAAUGGAUGAAGUAGAGAAAGCACGGGCAAAGAAAAGAGAAGCAGAGGAAGUUUAUCGGAAUUCUAUGCCAGCUUCCAGUUUCCAGCAGCAGAAACUUCGAGUCUGUGAAGUUUGCUCUGCCUAUUUAGGUCUUCAUGAUAAUGACAGACGACUGGCUGAUCAUUUUGGGGGUAAACUGCACCUGGGAUUUAUUGAAAUAAGAGAGAAGCUUGAAGAAUUAAAGAGAGUUGUAGCUGAGAAGCAGGAGAAAAGAAACCAGGAACGCCUGAAAAGAAGAGAAGAAAGGGAGAGAGAAGAAAGGGAGAAGCUGAGGAGGUCUCGAUCACAUAGCAAGAAUCCUAAAAGAUCCAGAUCCAGAGAGCAUCGCAGACAUAGGUCUCGCUCCAUGUCACGGGAACGGAAAAGGAGAACUCGAUCCAAAUCCCGGGAGAAACGCCAUCGCCACAGGUCCCGCUCCAGCAGCCGUAGUCGCAGCCGCAGCCACCAGAGAAGUGGGCACAGUUCUAGAGACAGGAGCAGAGAGCGAUCCAGGAGGAGAUCCUCAAAAGAGAGAUUCAGAGAACAAGACUUAGCAUCACGUGACAGAGACAGGAAUUCAAGAGACAGAUCACCUCGUGACAGAGAUCGAAAAGAUAAGAAGCGGUCCUAUGAGAGCGCUAAUGGCAGAUCAGAAGACAGGAGGAGCUCUGAAGAGCGCGAAGCAGGGGAGAUAUAAUUAGCUGUGUACAUAUCCUCAAUCCUUAAGCUUCCUCUGGAGUUACAUACUAUUGUUUAGUUUACAGCUGUUCAGGGUGACACAGUGAGCAGUUCCAGACACCGAUCCAGCUAGGCUAGGUGUAUAGCAUCUAACUUGAUCUGAACUUGUUUUCUUUGAUGAAGCCUAAAACUACAUCCAUAGUUUCUGGUGAACUUGUAAUACACUUCUGAAAGUACAGUUUUAUAUAAUAAGUUGCUGAUGUCUUUAUUCUUUCUAGUAGGAGUGAUAGUGAAUGAAUUGUGUUACUUGCCUUGGGAUUUUUUGAACAUUUGUAAAAUGCUGUCUUCCUUUCUUGUCCAAAAAACAGAAACUUUGGGAAUUUCUUGUUAAUCCUUCUUCCUUUGACUCCGUAUCCCCUGAUACCUCUACCCUCUAACUGUAAGAGAAAGGGGUGCAGGGAAGCAAUAUAACUUCUGUUCUAAGGUUCUAUUCCCAUUAUUAAUUACUAGCUGAUUACAGUUCAGAACAUUUAUACUGGAAUGUGUGCUGGAGAAAUUUAAAGUACCGGGAGUUUUGUUUGUCUAACGGUGCCUAUUUUAGAGUGGGAGGUUGAACAGCUGUUGCAUUACAUGCUUUGCUUUUUUAUUGAAAUUUUGAAAUCAAACAUGUCUUGAUUUUUCUGUUCUAUUGAAUAGCUAUGUUCAGGAUGUUUUGAGAUGGGGGGUGGGGGCAGGGACUCUUUCAUAAGCACUUCUUGUUUUAUUUUGUGUGUGUGGAGUAUAAAGAUUACACCCUUAUUGUAAAAAAUAAUAAAAUGAAAAUCACCACCACCAUUAAACUGUAACUUGUCUAGUAAAUUGUCACUAGAACUACUUGCUGUAGCCAUUUCUAUUCUGUUACUAAUAGUGCCUUACUGUGCAAGGCACCAAAGGAAAUAAAUAUAUACUUACAGAUGCAAGAUGAAUUGUUGCUCCACCUGGGCCCUUGCUGGCUGUAUUCCAGCUACUUCAGGACUGUCUGUAACAACCGCUGUAGAGAAGGACCAGACCUGCAGAAGAAAUUGAGUUUAUUUGUUUUUUCUUCACAUUGAGCAAAUUGAAAUAAAAACAUGGUGUAACCAGU